CUGUCAUCUGGUGAGGUGGAUUGUGUACGUGGGAUACUGGCUGAGGUUUGAGGCGAGACCGCAGCACCUACCUGGCUCCACCAUGAAGCUGGCCAGAGGCUUCUUGAUCCUGUGGUUCAGCCUGAGGGGUGGCCUGGCUCAGAGUGACACCAGCCCGGACACAGAGGAGUCCUAUUCAAAUUGGGGCCUUCGGCAACUUCGGGGCAGCUUUGAAUCUUUCAACAGUUACUUCGAUUCCUUUAUGGAGCUGCUGGGAGGGAAAAAUGGAGUCUGUCAAUACAGGUGCCGAUAUGGAAAGGCACCAAUGCCCAGACCUGGCUACAAGCCUCAGGAGCCCAAUGGGUGCAGCUCCUACUUCCUGGGUCUCAAGGUACCAGAAAGUAUGGACUUGGGCAUUCCAGCAAUGACCAAGUGCUGCAACCAGCUGGACGUCUGCUAUGACACCUGUGGUGCCAACAAGUAUCGCUGCGAUGCAAAAUUCCGAUGGUGUCUCCACUCCAUCUGCUCUGAUCUAAAGCGGAGCCUGGGCUUUGUCUCCAACGUGGAAACAGCCUGUGAUUCUCUGGCUGACACUGUGUUCAAUACUGUAUGGACUUUGGGGUGCCGGCCAUUUAUGAACAGUCAACGGGCAGCCUGCAUCUGUGCAGAAGAGGAGAAAGAAGAGUUGUGAGAACGAGGUGAUUCCCUCCUGGCUUUCAGUGACAACACAGUUGUC
Condylura cristata (star-nosed mole) is the source of this 715-nucleotide messenger RNA. RefSeq names its product phospholipase A2, group XIIB (gene PLA2G12B). Gene Ontology annotation, biological process: arachidonate secretion; lipid catabolic process; cholesterol homeostasis. The transcript has 5 exons. NCBI's taxonomy places the organism in Eukaryota, Metazoa, Chordata, Mammalia, Eulipotyphla, Talpidae. Gene Ontology annotation, molecular function: A2-type glycerophospholipase activity; calcium ion binding. The record is from RefSeq and is a predicted model, not a curated record. Gene Ontology annotation, cellular component: extracellular region. Bases 83 to 670 code for a protein of 195 amino acids.